Molecule: messenger RNA, 334 nt
Organism: Amphimedon queenslandica
Lineage: Eukaryota; Metazoa; Porifera; Demospongiae; Haplosclerida; Niphatidae
Product: leucine-rich repeat-containing protein 40-like
Exons: 2
Coding region: 11-322 (103 amino acids)
Source: RefSeq, a predicted model, not a curated record
AAUUAAUAAAAUGAGUUCCAGUGGUGGUGCCAGUAGAAAAUCUCCUGCUGGUUCUACUAGACUCAAACCAAAUCCCAACUUCUUCAAUUCUCCUAGUCAAAGUGAUGGGGUAGGUAAGGAGGGGACUGUACCAGAAUCCUUAUUGAAACCAGCUUGUAAAAUCGGUUCACUGAACCUGUCAAACAGGGGCAUUAGUGUUAUUCCUCUUAAACUGUGGAGACUCAAUAUUGAUCCUCCUGAUGGUAGUACUGCUUCAUUUGAUGUUGAUGAGAGAUGGUGGGACCAGGUGGAACUGACUAGACUGCAUGGAUCUAUCAUCUAACGAAAUCAAAGA